Messenger RNA from Drosophila obscura, 2104 nucleotides. RefSeq names its product gliolectin. The transcript is spliced from 2 exons. Bases 544 to 1170 code for a protein of 208 amino acids. Lineage: Eukaryota; Metazoa; Arthropoda; Insecta; Diptera; Drosophilidae. The record is from RefSeq and is a predicted model, not a curated record.
AAUAUUAAAAAUAAAUUUGAACCGAACGGUUGUUGGGCGCGCGUGAACGAAAAUUCAAAUAAAAGUCUAAAGUUCGCUAAAAUAUGCACGUAUAGCGCGGUUUGUGUUUGUUUAACAAAUGAACAACAACCAGCUAGAAACUAAAAUUGAGUUUCGUGAUUAACAAUUGAGUAGCAAUGAAACAACAAAAUAGUGACGAAUUUCGCUUCGAAUUCUAAACAAAAAUAUCACCCACAAAGUGUAGAAAAAAAAAAAUAAUUCAAAUCCGCAAGAAAUGUGCCAAUAGAAAAGCAAUUAAAACAGCCGUUUUUGCAAUUUCGUUAAAAAUGCUCUCGAGCACGGUACGUGACUUCUCCGCCAGCUGAUUUUCUCGCCCGUUCCCGCUGUGUCUGUAAUGAGGAGAAAAGUCCAACACAAGUAGUACAAAGAAAAGUUCAAGUGAAAGCAGAAAGCAGAAAGCGAUACAGAAAGUACUGCAAAGCAAACAAGAGAAACAGGGGAACCAACUCAAGUGAAAGAAGGAAGAAUAUAGCAAAGUGCACGAUGGCGCCCAUUCAGGUGCCCCCGGUAUGGUCGAGGCAGUCGCUGGCAUCUGCUGAGCUACGCCGCCCCACCCCGGUGGCCGUGGCCAGUCGCGCCUGCCGCAAUUUGUUUGGGACCGAUGCGAACGAGGUUGGCGUCGACAUCAACAAGAGGCUGGCCUAUGUGACUGAAGAAGGGCGGAAACGCGUCCACCGGCAAUACGGCGUGGAUAUUGUGGCCGAGGAUAGGCGCGAGCAGGAGCUGAACCGGGCGCACAGGCUCUUGUCCAAGUGUCAGGCGAAGCCCUUGGAGCCCUUUCCAGCGGGGGUGGCACUGACGCCCAGCCAGAUUGCAACCACAGCCAAGCUGAUAAUCACCAGCUGCGCUGAACGCACCAACCUGACCAGAUCACACGGACAGAAGCCGUACGGACGUCCUCCUCAAGGGAUUAAAGAAUUUUACCGCGAGCGCAAGGCCCCCAAAGUAAUUUCGAAUGUGCCAAAAUGCAACACAAAUAAGAGUUACGUCAGCAGUAGCAGCAGCAACAACAACAACAACUGUCCCAACAACAACAACAAUAGCUGUCACCCUCGGGCUGUGGAUAGUGGUAAUAGAGAAAUCGGGACGAUUGUGAAGAAAGACGAGUAGGACGAGUCGUGCAGCCGCAGGAGCAGCCGCAAAAACCAUUGCAAUAUAUUAUAUUUAUUGUGAACGUAAUUUUAAUGUUUUAAAAGUGAUUUGUUUUUUUUUUUAUAUUUACGUAUGCAUAAAGCUUUUAUGUAUAUACUUGUUUAAACAAAGACUUGACGAUCCCAAAAUGUUGUCCAACAAAAAAAGCGCGCCAAAUCGAAAAGCGCUCAAAAGCAGACGAAAAGCGAAAAACAACACAAAAAGAUCAACCGCGCGUGCAGCACAGCAGCCGAAACGUACGCGAAAAUACCCGGAUGCAUAGCGAUAGAUAUAAAAAACUAUUGAAAUUAUGAUGAUGAUAUAUAUAUGUAUUUAUAUUUAUAUAGAGAUAUUUAUAUCCGUGCAUUAGCAUACGUAAAUUAUAGCAAAACGAAAGACUUCAAUUGGUAGCAGCACUUUUAUGAUAGAUUAAAUUUUAAUUAGGAAAUUGCAUCUGUACGAUCUCUUGCUAUGCAUCCAUUAGAUACUAGAUAAGCCCCCCCCUGAACCCAAACACACUCACAAAGCCCCUCCCCCACCUUCCCAAAAAAAAAUUCAAGCGUUCUCAGCGUGUUUCGGGGCACUGAUGCACGCGUGUGCCAGAAGUAUUUGAAAUGUACUUUGUGUCAUGAUCUCAAUUAUUAAAAUGUAAUUAUAACAGAAAUUAUUUAAACAAAUCCCUCUUUAAGCUCUUACACACACACGCACACAGUUUGAUUUGAUUGUGUUGUGUGUCCUAUGCCCCAUUUGUGACAAAUUUUUAUCUCUACAUUCUAUCAUCCAUGUACGAGUCUGUAUGUAUGUAUAUUAUUUCUGCAAAAUUAUUUCCCUAAGCUUUCGACUCCUCCUCCAAAUAUGUUAUUUUGAACAACCAACCUGUGUAUAUUGUAUGGGACUUUGACUCCCAAGCAGC